Alternaria incomplexa is the source of this 1011-nucleotide messenger RNA. RefSeq lists its product as uncharacterized. Lineage: Eukaryota; Fungi; Ascomycota; Dothideomycetes; Pleosporales; Pleosporaceae. The transcript has a single exon. Bases 1 to 1011 code for a protein of 336 amino acids. The record is from RefSeq and is a predicted model, not a curated record.
AUGAAGCCCCCAAAGUCGCUCCUCAGCCGCCUCCCCGGCAUACGCUGGACCCCCUCCGACAUGCCCUCCACCGACCCGUCGACCUCGAAACCUAAAAGCCGGAACCCGUUUUCGCUCAAAGCCUCGCCGCCAGAGCACGGCAUUGUGCGCCCGCGCGCAUCCACUAUCAGUCUAACAUCAGAGCCGGAUGUCGAUAUCGAUGCGCGCACGCACGCGCAGGGCCAGAGCGACUUCUUCACGCGGUUGCCGCUUGAGCUGCGGCAAUUGGUGUACGAACAUGUCAUGGGCGCAGAGAUUGUGCAUCUGACACUGAGCACGAAGAAGAAGCGGUUCGGCCAUUUCCUGUGCGACAGCGAGGGAGACGGCGGGAGGGAGUACAUGUGUCGCGUGCUGGUGUUUGGGAAGAAGGGCGCGAGGUUGUACCCUGGUGGGCCGACUGUACUGAGGGCUUGCAGGCGCAUGUAUGUAUUCUCCUCCCCUUCUCAUGGCAAUCACAAUGGCAUCAUGGAGACUGACUGUAUUCUGCAAUCUAGGUACUCAGAAGCGAUCUCGUAUCUCUAUCGCGCGCACACCUUCUCCCUCCUCCACAUCACGCACCUACUCUACCUCCCCGCUUCGAUCCCACAACCGCGCCUCAAUUCGAUUCGCACGCUACACCUCCGCUGGGCUAUCCGCGCGCUGCCUUAUAUGAGUCGCGGUCCCUCGAAUCGCGUCGUUUAUCGCGACGACACGGCGAAUUGGGAGAAAGCGUGGACGAUAAUAGCGAAUAUGCAGGGAUUGAGACAUCUUCGGGUGAUUCUGAUGGAUCCCAGCCCGCAAUGGCUGUGGCAGAGCGAGUGGAUGGAGCUAGAGGAUUUGCUGCUGGAUAGUGUGAGGAUGGUGACGAGGCCGCGCGACGCUAUCGUCGUGCUACCGUAUCCAAGUUGUAGGACGGACUGGGAUAUGGGGGAGAGCACUGUGAGGUUGAGGAUAUUCGGCCAAGCAACUGAUGCUUCGGAGGAUGCCAAGUAA